Molecule: messenger RNA, 3686 nt
Organism: Phlebotomus papatasi
Lineage: Eukaryota; Metazoa; Arthropoda; Insecta; Diptera; Psychodidae
Gene: cos
Product: kinesin-like protein costa
Exons: 1
Coding region: 147-3287 (1046 amino acids)
Biological process (GO): mitotic spindle organization; microtubule-based movement
Molecular function (GO): microtubule binding; ATP binding; microtubule motor activity
Source: RefSeq, a predicted model, not a curated record
CACAAAAGGUGCAGUUUUUUUUGUGCUUGGUGUUUUUGAUUGCUCUCUGGGGAAAAUUUGGUAUUUUUGGGGAUUUAGAGGUGCUCCAAGGGGCAGUUUUUUGUGUGUGGUGCUGAAGGAGAUGUUGAGGAAUAGAGUGGAAUAGGAUGCAGAUACCAAUUCAAGUUGCUGUGCGUGUUUUUCCAAACAACUACAGCAGCAACACGAGCGUUGUCCAGGCUAUCUCGCAGAUACAUCGUCCCGGGGGCUUCUUGGACAAUGGAAAUGGGACUGAAAUGCUCACAUCGGGUCUGGUGCAAGUGGCAGGACAUUCAUUUCCCGUGGCCCAUGCUCUGCCGCUGGAUUGUAGUCAGGAAGAUGUUUUCCGGAAGACUGUUCUGCCGUUGAUUGGAGUUCUGCUGGAGGGAUUUGACACGAGUGUGGUGUCGUAUGGCCAGGUGGGCACAGGGAAGACCUACACACUCUUUGGACCGGGAUUGGAUUGUGUGCACAGUGAAACUGAGCAGGGAAUUGUGCAGAGGUCUAUUAGGGAGAUCUUCUUGAGACUUUCCGGGCUUAGGGACAGGAAUUACGUGGUGAAUGUGGGAUGGGUGGAGAUCUGUGGUGAUGAUACUGUGAAGGAUCUCCUGGAGGCGGGAAAUAUGCCAUGUAGGAGUGUUGGAGAGGCUUUUGAGUGGCUCAAACUUGGCCUGAGCAACAAGUCGAAUAAGACUUCUCAUAAUAUCUUCACGGUGACCCUGGAGCAGCAAUGGGUGUCUCCUGAGGGACUCAUCCAGCACCGACUGUCCACGGGGAGCUUUUGUGAUCUGUGUGGGACUGAUAGGAUGUACGUGAUGAACAGCAUGAAUCAACACUUGAGUAUCCCUAAAGACCUCAGGCUGCAGACUCUGGAGGACAUUGUAAACAGCCUGACAGAUCCCAAUGUGGUUCUCUAUAACAACAAUAUCCCCUAUCAUCGGACGAAUCUCACCACCCUGCUCAAGGACUCUUUUGGCGGAAGGGCGCAGACUCUUCUGCUCCUGACAAUUUCUUCCCACGAAGAGCACACCAAUGAGACAAUCCACAAUCUCCAGUUCGCUUUUAAGGCCCAAUGUGUCCGGAACUACGUGGUCAUGAACACAUUCUCUGACAACAAUACUCCUCUGACCGUUGAGAAUGUCCAGGAGGGCCUUGCUGAUCCCGUGGACACAUUUGGGCUACAAUUUGCUGCAUCCCAGUGGUUUAAGCUAGUGUCCAAUGCCGAAGGACUUCUCAGUAAGCUCAUGGCUAACUCCAGUUUGGGUCAGCAGGAACGGGAGCAAAUAGAGGAAUGGCUCUUCCUCAAAGCAGAAUGCGAGGAAUGCUUGAGCUCAGGAGAGCUCAAUGGGAAUCAGAGGCUCCUUGGACCCAUCCAGGAGACCGAUGAGCCCGAAGAGACCAGUGAUCAGGAAGCCACUUCCUGCCAGCAGAACUCUGACAGUGAUUCCGAAUCCCAGCGACCGGAUCUCGAGGAGAAAGUGGACAAUCUCAUGAGGGACUUCCAGGCAAAGACUGAUGCACUCGUCAGAGAUUGCUAUCAGGAAUUCCUCAGAUCUCACCCAAAGGCAGUUUUUGACAGUGUCGAGAGCUUCCAGGCAGCUUCCCGUGGGCCAUCUCCGCAGGAACGUCAUGGCAGACGCAAGUCCAUUCAGCCUGGACAGAGUCUGAGCAGCAUUGAAAUCGCUAUGCUCAAUCGUGUGGCCAGCAGGGAGCAAAUGGUGCUCAAGGAAGAUGCCCAGGCGGAUUUAAUUGCUCCCCGGAAUACUCAGCGGGAGCUCCUGGUGAAAAAAGUGCAGAAGAUUGAGACAGAUUUAGAAGCCACGAGGCGUCAAAUGAAGGAACUUGAGCACACAAUUUCCCUCAAACAGAGGCUCAUUGAGGAUCUGAUCAAGAACAAUGACACCCGGACAACGGCAAAGCAGAGAUUCAACAAAAAGAAGAAUAAACUUGAAGCUGAGUAUGAGAAGGCCAAGAAGCAACUGUCAAAAGCUGUGGCCAAUGGGAGGGACAAAGGGGAAAUUGAAAGGCUCAAUGCUCUGACAUCUCAUCUCGAGAAGCGCCUGCAGGAUCUGAUCUCCAUCAAACAGAUUGCCGGAGAGAGUGGUCAGACGGUGAAGAAGUUGCAGCAAUCACUGAAGGAUUCCCGGAAGCAAUUUGAGGGUCUGCAGAAGUCUGUGAAGAAGGAGAAGAAGGCCAAGGAAGCUCUGGAAGCGGAGCUGAAGGAACUGGAUUCGAAGAAUCCAUCAGAAGUGGCUCUGGUGCCGUCCGAUGGGCAGAUGGAGGAGAAGAGUCACAAUUUGAGAGCUGUGAGUGCCAGGAUUAGUCAUUUGAAUCACAUUCUGCAGGAAAAGUCUGAGACACUGGAAAAAUUUGGAGCUGGCGGGGAAAAUAAUCCACUGAGGCAUGAGAUUAGGAAUCUGAGGAGGACUCGAGAUCAUUUGCUGGAGCAACGGAUGAGUCUCGACAAGAAGCUGAAGAAGGACAAGAUACUGUCGUACAAUGAGGAGCGGAAGCUUCUGACUUACGAUGAAGCCAUCGAAGCCAUUGAUACGACAAUUGAACUGAAGAAUGAACUGAUCUGUGGCAGGAAGAGUGUGGACAUGACUGAGAGGAUGGACAGGGAAAAGGGGGAGAUGCUACUGAUGGCCAGGCUGAAUAAGCUGUCAGAAGAUGAAAUGCGGACGCUGCUGUACAAAUACUUUCUCAAAGUGAUUGAUCUGAGGGAGUCCUCGAGGAAGUUGGAGGUGCAGCUGGUGAAUCUGGAGAAGGAGAGGGAUGCCUGGGAGUGGAGGGAACGUGUCCUCAUCAAUGCUGUCCGGCAGGCUCGUCUGGAGGGUGAGAAACAUGCUGUUCUGCUUCAGAGGCAGCAUGAAUCCAAGCUCACACUGAUGCUGCGUCAUCUCAAUGAGACCAGCACAAAUUCCACCCUAACUGAUCACUUCCCUGCCCACUAUCACGACGCUGGAGAUCCCUCCAAAGCCCUACCACUCAAAGUCAAAGACAUGGAUCUCUGUCCGCUGCCCGGAGAUGGUCAACUCAGCAAGUACAAGCCCCUGGAUAAGCUAAAGGAGAAGGAGCGUGAGAGCAAGAAUAAGCUCCUGGCCAAAUUUCAAGUUCUCACGCGAUACCAUAGCAAGAGUCAAGCGGAAACUGCAAUUCCCAGUCACAAUCUCAAGCAGCUGCAGUCGCCAGCGGUUCCAGCAACAAAAGUCACUCGAGAGAAGAACAAACUCAUCAUCCAACAAGACAAUGCCCAAGGACGGCGCUAAUAUAGCUCAAUUCCUUCCCUAAAAUCCUUCUCCUCCUUCUCCCACUUUUUGUGAUACAUUUCGUGUAGACUCCGAUUCUUGGGCACAUUUCCCGAAGCUAGCUCUCUGGGACUCUUAAAAUAUUACGGCUCAAAGGACCAGAAAUACCCAAUUAGGCAGUUUUAUUAAUUUUACAAAAGAUUUUUACAGAAAAUUGUGAAGGAAACUAUCACAAAUUUUAUUCAUUUUUGAAAGGAAUUUACCAAGGGAAUGCUCAAGAAUCUCUUCAAUAUUUUUAAUUCUACAUGUACUUUUAUCAUUUUUGUAAUCACUUUUUGUCUCUACACUAUAAUCUUUUGUAAUUGUUUAUUUACGUGAAAAGAUACAAGAAAAAAUAAUAAAAUUUGUGAUUUUCACUCA